AUGGAAAACCUAGACCAAGAAUUUGAUCUCUCCCAGUCGAUUAGUUCUGUUGCAACCUUAAGAGAAACUUUUAAUACCAAUAAUGUACGAAGUUCUUUAAAUGAAAUAAUGGAUGCCACAACAGGUAUUGAACAAGAAAAUGAAAAGUACUUGGAAGAGGAAGAAGAAAUACUUCUUCAACUUAAGAAUAAAGUUAAUAAACAGAAAGAAACCGUCGAGUCAUUAAAUAAAGAGUUGCUUAAACUUAAAGAGGACACUGAUACAAUUCUACAACAAGAUAAACUGGUAGAUUUAGUAUCUGAAUUGGAUAUUAUCGAGAAGAAAAAUCUUCAGCUGAAAAAUGAUAAUGAUAAAAGGAUAAACGAAUUAGCUAUCCAAUACAAUGCUGAAGCUGAUAAUACUAAACACCCAAUUGAUACCAUAAAUCUGAUUGAUAGGGAUGAAAAUGAAGAGACUAAAAAGAUGUUAGAAGAUCCUGUAUCAAGGGCUAAUAUCUUAAAACUGAAAUUAUUUAGGUCAUUAGGUGUAGUCAUUGAUGUGAAGGCCGAACAAGUAUUUAUCGAGGAAUCUGAUAAAAUAGACGUGCUGAUGUUGAAUGAUGGUUACAGUAAUUACUUCAAGACCAAAUAUAUAUGGGAAAGGAUUAAGAUGAAUAAAGAUUUAUUAGGUGCGGUAUGA
This is a messenger RNA of Maudiozyma saulgeensis, 678 nucleotides long. The record is from the annotation of a GenBank genome assembly. NCBI's taxonomy places the organism in Eukaryota, Fungi, Ascomycota, Saccharomycetes, Saccharomycetales, Saccharomycetaceae.